Bactrocera latifrons is the source of this 1481-nucleotide messenger RNA. RefSeq lists its product as uncharacterized. The coding region runs from base 71 to 991 and encodes 306 amino acids. NCBI's taxonomy places the organism in Eukaryota, Metazoa, Arthropoda, Insecta, Diptera, Tephritidae. The transcript has 5 exons. The record is from RefSeq and is a predicted model, not a curated record.
GUGUAAAAGCGUUUGCUUUUACAAUUCGCUUUGUAUAUAAAUAAUAAAGAUUUGGGAAAUCUAAAGUGUAAUGCCGUUGGUAAAAGUAAUCGGCGCACAGCCAACCAUCGCGGCGGCGGCCGCAGUAGCGAUUGAAGCCGCCGCUUUUAACAGACAGCAACUGGAUGACAUUCCGGCUGAAGCGCCAAGGAAAUACAAAUUACCAGUGGUGAAAGUCGAAGAAGAAGAGGAAAUUCAAUUCUUUGGUAAAGUUCCACUGUGGCAGGACGACACGCCGGAGGCUGUACUCGCCGUGCGUAAAAUACACACAGACUUCAUCGUUGAGGUGCAUCUGCACGCGCUUGGCUACUUGGUUGUGAGCAUCAGUCAGUGGAUAUUAAUAUAUAAAAUCGACGCAAUUACCAAUUAUGUGAAAGCACACUACUGUCUCUCACUGCUGCCAUUCGUGUUGAGCUUCACAAUGCUGAUCACGUUGGUAUUCUUUUAUGACGACAUAACGAAGGGUCGACAUAUGGCGGUAUUUUAUUGCUAUACAGUAAUAAUGCUCGAACUUUCCAGCGUCCCAGUAGCAAUGCCAUUGUCAUCGUAUAAAUUGACGCAAUUGUCGUGUUCGGGCUUCAUAUCAACAGUUGUCAUAGUAGCAGGCAUACUGAUCGCUCAUGCGAAAAAAGAUUAUUAUGUAUAUAAGCCGGCAUUUAUAUUCGCUUGGACUUGUCGUUGUUUUUUAGUCGCCUCAAUGGGUAUUAUAGUUGGAAUUUCACUGAAAAGUCCUUACUUCGAUGUGGUUAUGACAUUAACAAUGACAUUUUUCAUGUCGCUUUACAUCUUAAUGUGCGCGAAGGCCAUAAGCAGUGCCGAGUUCAUUUGGAUGGACACAUAUGGUCCACAUAUGUAUGGCACGUUGUUCUACAUCAAUUACAUGACGCUCUUUUCGAUGAGCGUCUUACUCUUUGAGGAACUCGAUGAAGCAAUGAAACGCCAACACCAAUAGCCAAGUACAAAAAAGGAAAAGAAAUAGUGUAUAAAGUUCACCGAUCCAGCUUCCAGUUAAUGAUUAUCUUUACGUUCACUUCAUUUUUUUCUUCUUGCAAUUGUAUACAAGAAAAUUACGUUAAAAUUUGCACAAAAGUCAAACAACAGCUGUUCCAUAAAUAAAUAUGUAUGUUCCUCAAGUAUAUAAGUAUGUGCGUAUAUAUAUUUUUUACAUAUUGUAUUUUGUCAUGCCAUUUACUAUUGAGUAAUAAACGCGUUUAAUGUUUUCCAAAAUGUUGCUUAAUUUAUUUUUUGUAUGUGUAUAGUUUACAUUUUGUAAAUAGUUGUUUGUUUCCUCUCAUAUACCGUUAGAAUAUGUAUGUAUAUUAUGUAAAUACUUCGAAAACGCUAAAAUCAACACUAAACUAUUUUCUGUUUAAGUAAAUAUACAUGUAUAUAAUUUUAUAUAUGUAUGUGUACUCUGUAUAUGCAUAUAACAGCAAUAUAGU